This is a messenger RNA of Harpegnathos saltator (Jerdon's jumping ant), 2744 nucleotides long. RefSeq names its product DNA ligase 1 (gene DNAlig1). The record is from RefSeq and is a predicted model, not a curated record. The transcript has 16 exons. The coding region runs from base 165 to 2645 and encodes 826 amino acids. Gene Ontology annotation, biological process: lagging strand elongation; DNA recombination; DNA repair. Gene Ontology annotation, molecular function: DNA ligase (ATP) activity; DNA binding; ATP binding. Gene Ontology annotation, cellular component: nucleus; mitochondrion. Lineage: Eukaryota; Metazoa; Arthropoda; Insecta; Hymenoptera; Formicidae.
AGUGCACAGUGAAAUCGAAAUUUCUCUGGUACGCUAAACCCCGUAAGGCCAACAGUCUUUAUAGUAUCUCGUCGAUGUCCUUAAUCUUCGUCGUAGUUGUUGAAAGCACACAAUGCGCCUCGUAGCGCGGGAAAUCUCUUGACAUAUGUAGAACUCGAGUAAUAAUGGCACAACGCAGUAUAGACUCGUUCUUCAUUAGGAUACCAUCCAAGAAAGAAAAUUCGUCUCAAGCAAAUUCGGAAAGCAACUUGUCCAACAAACAGGAGGAUCAGGAUACAACAGCAAAUAGCAAACGCAAGAGGAAUAGCAGCAGUAAAUCUCCCAGUUCCCCUAUUACAAAAAGGCCAAGUACUAAACUCUCAGAACCAAAAAUAGCUUCCAAGACUUCUGCAAAAAUCUCACCUGCAAAAUCUCAUGUAAAGACAGAGCUCACUUCAGAAAAUAAGACAGAUAGAAUAUCACCUAGAAAGUCAAAGAAGACAAAAGGAAAAAAAUCAAAAGAUGCAUCUAACCUUAAGAAAAAGGAAGAAAAAAAGGAAAAGUGUGAAGAAGUUGAAAAAAAUAAUUGUACUGAAAAUGAUAUUGAUGUAGAGAAAGAGGAAAAGGAGAAAUCUAUUUUAUUAACUAAGCAAAAGGAAGAUACAAAAAAUGACAAAGUAAGCAAUGGAAAGAAUGUUAUCCAAUCUUAUAAUCCCAGCAUGUCUGGUUAUCAUCCAAUAAAUGAUGCAUAUUGGAAACAAGGAGACAAAACUCCAUACAGUGCAUUUACACGCACUUUAGAACUUAUUGAGGAAACAAGCGCACGGCUAAAAAUAAUAGAAAUACUAUCAAAUUAUUUUCGAUCCGUUAUAGUUCUAAGCCCAACAGAUCUUUUGCCCAGUGUGUAUCUGUGUCUCAAUCAAUUAGCACCAGCGUAUGAAGGUAUCGAGCUGGGAGUUGCUGAUACAAAUCUGAUGAAAGCGAUAGCACAAUGUACCGGUAGAACGCUCGCUCAAAUUAAAGCCGAUGUCCAGCAGAUUGGUGAUUUGGGAAUUGUAGCAGAAGGUAGCAGGUCUAAUCAGAGAACUAUGUUUCAGCCUGCACCAUUGACAGUUUCCAAUGUGUAUGCAAAAUUAAAAGAGAUAGCUGUAAUGACAGGACAUUCGUCUCUGGCAAAAAAACUGGAUAAGAUCCAAACAUUGUUCGUGGCUUGUCGUAACACCGAAGCGAGAUAUCUAAUCAGAUCAUUGGCUGGGAAACUUCGCAUUGGUUUAGCAGAACAAUCUGUCUUGCAAGCGUUGGCCUUAGCAUGUGCGAUGACACCGCCAGAGCAAACCUAUCCACCAGAAAUAAUAAAUGCGGCCAAAAAGAUGUCGAGUGAACGGUUCAAAGAAAAAUAUGAUGAAAUAGCAAUAAUAUUGAAAACAACAUACUGCGAAUGUCCGAAUUACAAUCUCAUAAUUCCUAUUCUAUUGGAGGACGGAAUUGAAACUUUGCCAAGCAAAUGUAAACUUACGCCUGGAAUACCCUUGAAACCUAUGCUGGCACAUCCUACUAAAGGCGUUCAAGAAGUGCUAACUCGAUUCGAAGGUUUGAAAUUCACGUGUGAAUGGAAAUAUGACGGAGAGAGAGCACAGAUACAUGCAAACAACGGUCAGAUCAAUAUCUAUAGUAGAAAUCAAGAAAACAAUACUAGUAAGUAUCCGGACAUCAUAAACCGAUUCAAGAAUACUCGCGACGAAUUAGUGGAGAAUUGUAUACUUGAUUGCGAAGCGGUUGCUUGGGACAAAGAGAAGAAACAAAUUCUGCCUUUCCAAAUACUCAGCACGAGAAAGCGAAAGGAUGCCAAUGAGGAAGAUAUAAAAGUGCAAGUAUGCGUGUUUAUGUUCGAUUUGUUAUAUCUAAACGGCAAAUCGUUGGUGAAAGAACCGUUUGCAAAACGACGUGAAUUAUUGAAAAAGCAUUUCAAAGAAGUAGAAGGUGAAUGGAAAUACGCCAACAGUUUAGACACUUCGAUGAUAGAGGAGAUGCAAAUCUUCUUGGACGAAUCAGUGAAAGGAAAUUGCGAGGGCCUAAUGGUGAAAACAUUAGAGGAAGAGGCAACUUACGAGAUUGCGAAGCGAUCGAGAAAUUGGUUGAAACUAAAAAAGGAUUACUUAGACGGCGUUGGUGAUACACUUGACGUCGUUGUAAUUGGUGGUUACAUUGGCAAAGGAAAGAGGACUGGUACUUAUGGUGGGUUUCUGUUGGCUUGCUACGAUCAAGAAAACGAGGAGUAUCAAAGUGUUUGCAAGAUCGGCACCGGCUUCAAAGAAGAGGAUCUUGAAAACCACACGAAGUUUUUCAAGGACCACGUGAUAUCUCAAGCUAAAUCAUAUUAUCGUUUCGAUGGCAGUCAUGAGCCAGAUCACUGGUUCGAGCCAAUUCAAGUCUGGGAGAUCAAGUGCGCUGAUCUCUCUCUUUCGCCAGUUCAUCGUGCGGCUAUAGGGAUUGUUGAUCCAGAGAAAGGAAUAUCUCUGAGAUUUCCACGAUUUAUCAGGAUUCGCGAGGAUAAGAAUUGCGAGGAAGCCACAUUAGCUCAGCAAGUGGCAGACAUGUAUAAUAAUCAAGAACAGAUCAAGAACAAAACAUCGGCGUCAAAAGCCACAGAAGAAGAUUUCUAUUAACACAAUCACUCUUUUUACUUAUCUCAUCUUGUGCGUACUUUUUUAUAAUUAAUGAUUUUAUGAAUAUUCAAUAAAAGGUAUUUGAUAUUUGAUAUCAGA